This is a messenger RNA of Metarhizium acridum CQMa 102, 372 nucleotides long. Lineage: Eukaryota; Fungi; Ascomycota; Sordariomycetes; Hypocreales; Clavicipitaceae. The record is from RefSeq and is a predicted model, not a curated record.
AUGGCCGCCCCCAAAGCCAUCAUCACCAAGGUCGUCAGUCCUGCCCACAGCACCGCCCGCCCCCCGCUCAGGGCGAGUAUCGGCGCCGCUCCCGCCGUAGGCUGCGUCCCAGACACAGAGGGCUCAGGAGUCGGCGAGACGGUGGAGAGGAGACACACCAGCAAAUGUGUGGCGGUAGAAGGUGCGCGGCUCCGGUCUAAACGCGGCCGUGGCAUAGCACAGAAUCGCCGACGCAGACGAUUCGAAGACGGUGGCGGUUUCGCACCGGUCAAGGCCGCUACUGUCUGUGUGAGUGAGCCCAGCUCUGCUUUGGUCCAUUGUCCAUUGUCACCGCCAAGCACUCACCAGUCCGACCUCGACCCGUCGUCGUAA